AUGUCUGGAAUUGAUCCCCGUUAUUUGGCGGCAUUUACAGAUAACAGCACUGGAUACAUUGCUACAGGACAAUUACAUAGAGAGUUUAAUCCAAUCGCUGUUAACGCACUCGGCAGCGAUUACCAGAAUCGCAAUUUCAUUGGAGCCGAAAGGACCGAAAAUAAACGCUAUGCACCACAAAGGAUUCCGAACGAUACUUCAAACAAACAAACGGAAAUUGAUUUAUUGAAGAACGAAGUACAGUAUCAAGUUAAAACUCGUGGAGAGAAACUAAAAGAGUUAUAUAUAAAUGGCACACGCGUAUAUUCUGGAUCUGUUGAGAACAUUCUAAAAUGGCAUAAGUCGCUACAAGACAUAGGGGUUAUGGUUCUUUAUGAAAUAGUCGGUAAAUGUGUCAGCGUAAGAGCUGGAGAAUCUUGCGCUAAGAACUUGGUCGUGAGAGAUGAUAAUGGCCCAGCUAUUCAAGUAGUCUACUAUGAAAUAGACUUUUUGUUACCGGAAUUGAAAAUACCUUGUAUGAUAAGGGUGAUAGGACGUGUAAUGCCGGGAACGAGUAGAUUGCAAGCGUUCAAUGUGCGACCCGCCAUUGGCGAUGACGUCGCUUCACUGCCACGCCGCGCUGCUGUCGCUUCUCAUCACAUCACGAAGCUUUGCAAAGAAUAUUUUAAUUAA
This is a messenger RNA of Vanessa tameamea, 672 nucleotides long. RefSeq lists its product as uncharacterized. Lineage: Eukaryota; Metazoa; Arthropoda; Insecta; Lepidoptera; Nymphalidae. The coding region runs from base 1 to 672 and encodes 223 amino acids. The record is from RefSeq and is a predicted model, not a curated record. The transcript has 6 exons.